CUGUCAAAAAGAAUUAUACGUGGUGGACGUGGUGACUGUUUUUAAUUUUACUUUCAUUGAAUAAUUUCAAUAACCUGCUUAGAAGUUAGUAAAAUUUAAUGAAAUGAAAUGUAAUCAAAAAGUUAUAAACUUCUAUAUGCUUUACAAGUGCAAGACUAUAGUUUAAAAUUAAGAAAAGUUGAAAAAUUUGUAUCCACAAUGGUUCUCGCAGACUUAGGUCGUAAAAUAACGACUGCUUUGCAGUCCCUUAGUAGAGCAACUAUCAUCAAUGAAGAGGUUUUAAAUUCUAUGCUAAAGCAGAUUUGCGCUGCACUCUUAGAAGCUGAUGUUAAUAUUCGUCUAGUAAAAAACUUACGUGAAAAUGUCCGCGCUGUUAUUGACUUUGAUGAAAUGGCAGGGGGUCUUAAUAAGCGCCGGAUGAUACAGUCAGCAGUCUUUAAAGAGCUAGUUAAGUUAGUGGAUCCUGGAGUAAAACCGUAUCAACCUGUCAAAGGCAAGCCAAAUAUAAUAAUGUUUGUUGGUUUGCAAGGGUCUGGUAAAACAACAACAUGUACAAAAUUAGCAUAUCAUUACUUGAGAAAAAAUUGGAAAUCAUGUCUUGUUUGUGCUGAUACAUUCAGAGCUGGUGCUUAUGAUCAAGUUAAGCAGAAUUGUACUAAAGCAAGAAUACCAUUUUAUGGAAGUUACACAGAAGUCGAUCCAGUAGUUAUUGCAUCAACUGGAGUUGACAUGUUCAAGAAGGAAGGAUUCGAAAUGAUUAUUGUGGACACCAGUGGAAGGCAUAAACAGGAGGAGUCAUUGUUUGAGGAAAUGUUGGCUGUUGCAAAUGCUAUUAAACCAGAUAAUAUUAUAUUUGUGAUGGAUGCAACAAUUGGUCAGGCUUGUGAAGCCCAAGCUAAGGCUUUCAAAGAAAAAGUUGACAUUGGUUCUGUUAUCAUUACCAAGUUAGAUGGUCACGCAAAAGGAGGUGGAGCCCUCUCAGCAGUGGCUGCAACAGAGAGUCCUAUAAUUUUCAUAGGUACAGGAGAACAUAUUGAUGACCUAGAACCUUUUAAAACUAAACCCUUUAUCAACAAACUAUUGGGUAUGGGAGAUAUUGAAGGGCUACUGGACAAAGUAAAUGAAUUAAAACUGGAUGACAAUGAUGAUCUUCUAGAAAAACUUAAACAUGGGCAGUUCACAUUAAGAGCUAUGUAUGAACAGUUCCAAAAUAUAAUGAAAAUGGGACCCUUUUCACAAAUAAUGGGCAUGAUACCAGGAUUCUCACAAGACCUCAUGUCCAAAGGCAGUGAACAAGAGUCAAUGGCGAAACUCAAGCGUUUAAUGACCAUAAUGGAUUCAAUGAAUGAAGGCGAACUAGAUCAUCGUGAUGGAGCAAAACUUUUCUCAAAACAACCCACCCGUAUAACUCGUGUAGCUCAAGGCUCAGGUGUCACUGAACGAGAUGUUAAGGAUUUAAUAGCACAAUACACUAAAUUUGCAGCUGUGGUUAAGAAGAUGGGUGGUAUUAAGGGACUAUUUAAAGGUGGUGAUAUGGCGAAGAAUGUAAACCAAACUCAAAUGGCAAAACUCAAUCAGCAGAUGGCAAAAAUGAUGGAUCCCCGUAUUUUACAACAGAUGGGGGGAAUGUCUGGGCUGCAUAACAUGAUGAGACAAUUGCAACAGGGCUCAAGUGGCAUGAACAACUUAAUGGGGGGAAAAUGACAGUAGUAUUUUUAGGUAUCUGUAUCUGUAACAUUUCCCAACAUUGUUUUCAUGGUAAUAAUUAUUUAAUGUUAAAAUAA
Pieris brassicae (large cabbage white) is the source of this 1784-nucleotide messenger RNA. RefSeq names its product signal recognition particle 54 kDa protein (gene Srp54k). The record is from RefSeq and is a predicted model, not a curated record. Gene Ontology annotation, biological process: SRP-dependent cotranslational protein targeting to membrane, translocation; SRP-dependent cotranslational protein targeting to membrane. NCBI's taxonomy places the organism in Eukaryota, Metazoa, Arthropoda, Insecta, Lepidoptera, Pieridae. The transcript has 7 exons. Bases 199 to 1704 code for a protein of 501 amino acids. Gene Ontology annotation, molecular function: ATP hydrolysis activity; GTP binding; endoplasmic reticulum signal sequence receptor activity. Gene Ontology annotation, cellular component: signal recognition particle, endoplasmic reticulum targeting; cytosol.